Molecule: messenger RNA, 1255 nt
Organism: Helianthus annuus (common sunflower)
Lineage: Eukaryota; Viridiplantae; Streptophyta; Magnoliopsida; Asterales; Asteraceae
Exons: 2
Coding region: 551-1114 (187 amino acids)
Source: RefSeq, a predicted model, not a curated record
CAUUCAUCAACGGCGGCUGUAAUGGCUGAAUCUUUCUGUUAGUUCAUUUCAAUUGUAUAUCGAUUUCUCAAUCAAAAUCGUUUCAAAAUCAUAGUCUUUUUGUUUUCCCUUUUGCUACUUGCCUCAACCUUGGUAGAUCGAUCUUUAAUCUAUUGAAGCAAACAAAAAUCCUGACUUGACAAAAGUUUCUGAAUUUUGUCUUUUCAUUCUGUUUUUGAUGUAAUCUACGCUUGAUCUUUGGUCGGUGUAUUGGGAUGGGUUCGUAACAUGUUGAUCGUUCAUAGGGUAAUUAAUUUGGGCGUUGACAAAAGUUUCUGAAGCAUGUUGAUCGUUGCGACAGAGAAGCUCUAGUCAAACAGAAGCCGCAAUCUGCUUUUUUUUUGGUAAAGGAGGACAUAACCUCCGAUGAACCGGAAGAACAACCAAGUAACCAACUACAGCAGAACUUCUUGAAAGUACUCAUCAUCUCGAAAACAAUGAUUUUGUGACGAAAAUUGUUAAAAAACCAAGGACAGAGAGAGUUGCCGUUGCUAGAAAAUACCCAUCCAAUAUGAAAAUCGUUAUUAAACCCCCAUGCUUAUCCAAGCUCAAGCCUCCGUCAAGAUCAGACGGGUUCAAAACGGAUAGAAAAGCUCUCAAGAUUCUAAAUACGGCAUCACAAGAGUUGAUUGCCGGUAUCAACAAGGCUGCGGAUGCUAACGAAAUGAUAGAUUUAGCUUCAAAAGCAUUUGACUUUCUUGAUAUUGUUCCGGUUGAUUACACACUAGUGUACGAAGCCGCUCAUUCUGUCAUCGGUCAACGUUGUGACAUAGAAGCUUUAGUCAAGCAGAAGCCGCAAUCUGCUUUUGAUACAAUAACCGCGCACAACGAAGCAGCCUCAGAGUUUUCCGAGGCCGAAGAAAGAUACAAUGGAGUCAACAGGGAGCUUGAAGAAGCCCAACAUGAUGUUGAUGGAAGUACAGCUCGCCUUAACUAUCUAUAUGAUGAAAGAAAGAAGGCAGAGGAGGACAAGGAAGAAAACGAGGCCAAAGUUGCCGCUUUACGAGCUGAUAAAGUUAGUUGUGACGAGGCCUAUUCUACAGCAAAAUCAAAGCUCGAGGAAAUAGCCCCGUAAAUGAGUGAGGCUUAGAAGGACAUCGAUGAGUUCGAAAAUUAGUUGGAUGUUUGCAUCUAAUUGUGUAAUGAAUUGUUUGUGACAGUGCUGAAAAAUACAACAGUGAAUUGUGAAUGGUAUUGUCCUCUAAUUGUUUGAUUA